CCCCACACAUCAACCAGCCUGACAGAUUCCAGCAAGAAUCCCUCUGCCCGUUACUGUCAGCAUGAGAAAAACCUUGAUAUUCACUUUCCUCCUGAAUCUCACAACUUGCUGCUGCAGGGCUGGUGCCGAGGAAAGUCUGAGUCUGCGAGAGUCCGAGUUGUUCCCUGCUCUCCAUUACUUUGUGCAUCUCCCCGACUAUGGAAACCCUAUUAACCUUCUCUUUCUUCAUCUCCUUUAUUUCUACAGGUUAUUGUCUGUCCUGUGUUCAAUGCAAAGUAGAAGGGGAGAACUUCUGCCAAGGGCCGGAAUAUCAAUGUCCCAAAACGGGAGAUUUUGCGUGCGGCUCUACUAGCACAGUCACCAUUAUAGAGGGAAUAGCCAGUAAAACAUUCAGCCGUUCAUGUGAGAGACGCGCUAACUGUGGGAUAUCAGGGAGCAUGAGUUACCUGCGGGGCAGAAUGAAAACCGCAACAACAUGCUGUUUCAAUGAUGGCUGCUCUCCCCCCCCUCCCAAGUUGCCCUUGGAGAACAUGCAGAGGAUUGGACUAACAUGUCGAAGCUGCACUUCCCUGGAUUCCAAAUGGUGCAACACCGAAGACACCAUAGAUUGCUUUGGAGAAGAGAGGAAGUGUAUUCUUCAAACCACCACAACAUCAGGGUUUAAGAGUGGCCAGAGAGCGAUACGAGGCUGUGCCACCAAUGACCUGUGUGCUAUGGGCAGCCAGUACCACGACUAUGGAGACAUAACGGAGUGGACAGAAGUCACCUGCACCAAUAGCACAAGUCCUCUGCAGCAGAGCCUUCUCCUCCUGGCACUGGCUGCUCUGCUUUGUAUUAAACUAAUGUAACCGCCAAUCUCUCCCCUCUCGCCCAUUCCAGUAACAAUCGGCUUCCCAGCAGUAGAGUUGCUCCUAUAUGGACUGUUGCUUCUCAAGCAUUUGACUGCAUGGAUUCUUGCAUCUUCACCUGCUGCAUGAAACAAGCCCCCCGACACCUUCCCAAUAUCCCUUGCAUUUGCCAUUGCUGUGAAUCUAACAGCAGAGAAUGGAUGGAAAGGCCGGAUACUGGGGGGCACACCUUUAAUUGGACUGAACUCUCUCCAAACUGAAUUCAGCACUGCCAGGAGAAAGUAAAAAUGAAAGCAAAAAAUAUGUUUUUUAUUUAGCAUGUUAGUGUGAUUGUGUCAGUUUAGUUCUGCUGGUUCACACACAGCCAACGUGCAAUGCCAAUUCAUCAUAUUAUUUUUUUUAAAGGACCACUAUAGACUAACAAUAAUUCUGCUGAACCCAAGAGUUAUCUCUCUCUCUCUCUCUACAGGGGAUAAACAAGCUUAAAGGGGUACUGUCAUGGGAAAAAAAUUUUUUUUCA
Molecule: messenger RNA, 1368 nt
Organism: Xenopus laevis (African clawed frog)
Lineage: Eukaryota; Metazoa; Chordata; Amphibia; Anura; Pipidae
Product: phospholipase A2 inhibitor subunit gamma B-like
Exons: 6
Coding region: 198-848 (216 amino acids)
Source: RefSeq, a predicted model, not a curated record